CUAGCCGUCGGUUGGUUAGGACAUCCUAUCUUUAGAGAUAAAGAGGGGCGUGAACUUUUUGUAAGGCGUAUGCCUACUUUUUUUGAGACAUUUCCAGUUGUUUUGAUAGACGGAGACGGAAUUGUUAGAGCCGAUGUUCCUUUUCGAAGAUCAGAAUCGAAGUAUAGUGUUGAACAAGUAGGUGUAACUGUUGAGUUCUAUGGUGGCGAACUCAACGGAGUCAGUUAUAGUGAUCCCGCUACUGUGAAAAAAUAUGCUAGACGUGCUCAAUUGGGUGAAAUUUUUGAAUUAGAUCGUGCCACUUUGAAAUCAGAUGGUGUUUUUCGUAGCAGUCCAAGGGGUUGGUUUGCUUUUGGACAUGCUUCGUUUGCUCUUCUCUUCUUUUUCGGGCACAUUUGGCAUGGUGCUAGAACUUUGUUCCGAGAUGUUUUUGCUGGCAUCGACCCCAAUUUGGAUGCUCAAGUAGAAUUUGGAGCAUUCCAAAAACUGGGCGAUCCGACUACAAGAAGGCAAAUAGUCUGAUUCGGAUAGAACGUUUUUUUUUUUGUUGUUUCUUUUUUACUAUACUUUUGUUUGGGGUGAUUUAAAUUAAAUCAUAGGGAAUUUAAUUAAUCUUGA
Messenger RNA from Arachis duranensis, 618 nucleotides. RefSeq names its product photosystem II CP47 reaction center protein-like. NCBI's taxonomy places the organism in Eukaryota, Viridiplantae, Streptophyta, Magnoliopsida, Fabales, Fabaceae. Gene Ontology annotation, molecular function: chlorophyll binding. Gene Ontology annotation, biological process: photosynthesis, light reaction; photosynthetic electron transport chain. The record is from RefSeq and is a predicted model, not a curated record. Gene Ontology annotation, cellular component: photosystem; membrane. The annotation marks the transcript as partial. The transcript has a single exon.